This is a messenger RNA of Phyllostomus hastatus (greater spear-nosed bat), 1053 nucleotides long. Its product is annotated as polyamine-modulated factor 1-like. Gene Ontology annotation, biological process: chromosome segregation. NCBI's taxonomy places the organism in Eukaryota, Metazoa, Chordata, Mammalia, Chiroptera, Phyllostomidae. The transcript has 5 exons. The record is from RefSeq and is a predicted model, not a curated record. Bases 17 to 634 code for a protein of 205 amino acids. Gene Ontology annotation, cellular component: MIS12/MIND type complex.
GCGGGUCGACCUCAACAUGGCCGAAGCAAACAGUGCCAGUGUAGGCGGCAGCUGUGAGGAAAAAGGGCCUGAGGGGUCGUCUGCCGAACCCGUGCCCCACAGCACUACCAUUUCCAGACUGAAACUCCUCGACACCACAGUGGAUACUUUUCUCCAGAAGCUAGUCGCUGCCGGGAGCUACCAGAGGUUCACUGACUGUUACAAGCGCUUUUACCAGCUGCAGCCUGAGAUGACACAGCGAAUCUAUGACAAGUUCAUGACUCAAUUGCAGACGUCUGUCCGGGAGGAAAUCUCUGACAUCAAAGCAGAGGGGAACCUGGAGGCUGUCUUGAACGCUUUGGAUACAAUUGUGGAAGAAGGCAAAGACCGCAAGGAGCCCGCCUGGCGCCCUAGUGGGAUACCAGAGAAAGACCUGCGCAGCACCUUGGUGCCCUACUUCCUACAGCAGCGGGACGCCCUGCAGCGCUGUGUGCAGAAACAGGAGGCUGAGAACAGGCAGCUGGCAGACGCUGUCCUGGCUGGGCGCAGGCAGGUGGAGGAGCUGCAGCUGCAGGGCCAGGCCCAGUGGCAGGCCUGGCAGGCUCUACACAGAGGACAGAAGGAACUGGUGGCCGUGCUGAGGGAGUCUGAGUAAGAGGAGGAUGGCCAGGCCCAGGAGCAAAAGGUGGUCAAGGUCAAGGUCAUCCUGUGGCAAGCAGCCCCUAGGAACAGCUGAAAUGUUGCCCCACCCCUAAGCAGUGAAGGAAUUUGCUGGGGGCCGAUGUCUGAAAAGUCCCCACUGCCACUGUGCCUUGGGACUCCCUGGAGGUGUCAUACACAACCUUCAGAUUCCUUUCUGUUUCCUUAUAACAAGGAUUCUUGGCCAGGUCCCACCUGCGAAUCAGUCACCAUGCCUUCUCUCUUUUAGGUUCUGGCAAAACCUACCUCCAUCCCACCCCACAUACCCCUGCCCAUUGCUGAGCCCUCCCUAGGACUUGGCUCAGGGAAUCUGUUUUCAAUCUCCACUGAUUGCCAUGUUCUCUCCACAUCCGUAAAUAAACUUCCUGCACUACA